Messenger RNA from Xyrichtys novacula (pearly razorfish), 9930 nucleotides. Lineage: Eukaryota; Metazoa; Chordata; Actinopteri; Labriformes; Labridae. The record is from the annotation of a GenBank genome assembly.
GGGGUCCUCUAAGGUGCUGACUUCCAACCGCCAGCUGUCAAUGGAUGCUAACAAGAGUGCUAAUUUUGCGAGCACUUUAUUUGUCAUUUUAAAUUAUUUUUCGCGUCUAGCAGGCUGGGUCGUUUUAAACACCAGUACUCAAUGUGAACUUAUCUGACUGCUUUGCUGCAUAUAUUUUGUUUUUGUCGUCUCUAUUCUCGUUUUUUAGUGGCGAUCUGCUGACAAGUGGAAGCUUGCCGGCUAGCUUGUUGUUAGCUGCGCUUGGAGCUGGUGCAGAAAAACAGCUUUUCUUGUUUGGGGGGCAGUGUUCAAAGCUGGAUCAUGCAGCUUCAUCACGGAGAUUAUAUCGUACAGCGAGCAUUUAAAGCUUUUAAUCAUGCUUUCUUAACAGUGUGAAUCUAUAUUAGAUAACGCUGGAUCAAUUGCAUACUUUUCAAAGUCACCCAAAUCUGUUUAUCCCAGAUGACCUCCUCUGUGGUGUUUUUUUAAAGAACUACUGGUAGGAUUUACCGAGUGUAAUAAGUGUUAAACGACGUGUUUAUAUCCGUAAACAUGGACAAGAAAUCAUUUGAUAUCGUCCUGGAUGAGAUUAGAAAAGUAAGGAGUGAUCAACCCCAGUUUGUGUUCAAGUUUUUUUUUUCUUUGAAAAGCAUAUUUAACCUGUCUCUCUCUCUCUCCAUGUGUGUUAUUUCUCUGUUUAUUCAGUGCGUCCUGACCGAUCAGAGGAUCAAAGCCAUUGAGCAGGUGCAUGGAUAUUUCUCCAGUGAGCAGGUAAAUCAUUAAACAGCAGUAUCUUUAUCUUAUGUUGCCAUAACAUAUUGAACAAUUACACAAUCCAAUACAACAGCUCUAUCAAAAAUACUGUUUUUACAAAGCGUCUUGAUUUUCAGUUUAUGUUGACAUGGUCAGACAGGUGAUAAGUUGUUUGAAUUAGUUGUUGUUGUAGUGAGUUUAGUGGUGCACUGGAACACCUUUCACUACCACAUCAUCAAUCAUCAAGUAGGGGAGACCGGGGCUUGUUGUCACACUUUUUACAUUCUUAUAUAUUUCUUGGAAUCAAUACAUCAUAUAAUAUAUCAUAACAAAAUUUGUUCCAGAUGAAAGACCAAAGUCUCAGGUAUAUAUUUUGUAUUCAUGUCAUUUUCAUAUCUUGUGUAAGUGCAGAAUUAUAAGCAAUCAAAUAGAGAGUGUGAACAUGUGACAUGUUGCCCCUCCAUAGUGUAAGAUGUCACAGUGGAUUUUGCAGCUAACAAAACAAAGACAAAAUUAUUGCUGUUCUCAUUUUUUUACUUGAAAGUGAACAUCCAAAUUUGGUACAGAGAAUGUUUAUCAUUGAGAAAGAAAAAGUCGUUGAGCAAACGUUAACAUAAAAUAUUAUGCAACAUGCUCUGGAGUUUGGAGAGCUGCCUGACUCUGUAUUUUGGCUGGGGUGAAUGUCUUUGCUGUACUGAGCCAAAGUAUGGUAGUUGACAUUAAAGUCAUUUAUUGUACUCCAGAUUGAUUUAUUAGCUAGGGUCACCUGUCUGACUGUCCUCAGCGUCACGUCACAAACUGCACUGUCACGUUCAGUUUUUCUUUUGAGAUUCCUGACCAUGUCUUCUCGCUUUCCCCUCCCCUUUAAACCACUCUUUUCUCUGUUAAAAUAACGUCAAAGUUUCAUUAUGACAACUGCUGAUAAGCAGACUCUCUAUGUUCAUUUGAAUCCCUUUUAAACAUGUGACAACUAACCCAAAAAUCACUGAGACAUGUUGCCCUAAACUAUCAUGUUUGCUAAUUCUAGCUCUAGCUUAAAGUUAGCUAAAAACAGAACAACAACAACAGAACACUGAGGUAUGACAGGAUGCCUUAAUCUCUUCUCUAACAAGUCCACAUGUAUCACUGCCAGGAUUUUUAUUUGGAAGAAGCUUAUCUUAAAAUAUGUAAAGCUAAUUUUUUUUCAUUGGGUUGUGCAAAAUGGUUAAUUGGCACUCAUCUCAGCUCACUAGAAAUAAAACGAGUAUUCCACUUUUUAGUUGCGCCCUCUGGUGGCAAAGAUAAUUGAAAUGUGACAACUUAUCCAUGUGACAACAAGCCCUGGUUUCCCCUACAUCAUCAAUCAUCAAUAAUCGGCUUUCUGAUAUGUUGACAAGAACUUAAUAUAAUGUUCAGAAGCUCCCUAAAAGUUGAGUUUGUGGUAGAGCUGUUGCAUUGAAGUCCCUUAGAUUGCCAUGGUGUUCAUUAUAUUAUGGCUGGUUGGUGUAUUUACUUUAGUAUUAUCAAAGAAUCCAAGGAAAGGCACUUUCAUGUAAUUGUUAAAUGCAAAAAAAAGUUAUGCUGAAAACACAGAAAACAUAAAACUCUGAAAACCUUUUUUAUUUACAUACUUGUAUAUCAAUACUGUUACAAGUUCCUUUUCCACUUCUCCCAAACGAAAAGCAAUGCAGAUCCACUGUUAUGAAUUGUAACAAUGUUUUGAAUAUCCACAGGUGAUGGAGAUUCUGAAGUACUUCUCAUGGGCAGAGCCUCAGGUCAAAGCAGUGAAAGCGCUGCAGCAUGUGAGUAUCAGGUGUUAUAAUGAAUGGGAUUUUGGAGUGUGUGGUUUGCUGUUGUAGAUAUCCAUUGAUGUCUGAAACAGAAGUAUGUCACCAUUCUCCAUAACUUGCCUGGUUUUAAAGUAUGAGCUGAAUGUGCUUUUGUUACCUGUUUCCUGCAGAAAAUGGUUGCAAUUCCUACAACCAAGGUUGCAAAUAUUUUAAACUGCUUCACCUUUUCCAAGGACCGUCUGAUUGUGUUGGAACUAAUAGCUUUGUGAGUAAACUCUUAAAAAGCAUUUAAGUACAUUUGAUGGGCUUUAAAACACAAAAUUAAAAUUCUUGUGCAAUGUCAGUCAUGUUAUACUGUAAUUGGACUUUGAAGUGGCUUGGUAAAUAUUGCAAUUUUUUUCUCUCAUACAGGAACAUCUCAGAUGCUCAAAAUUUUCGCCCUGUGGAGGAUCUGUUUCGUAUACACUCGUCUGAGAAGAAACGAGCCCGCAGGAUACUGGAGCAAGUAAGAUAGUCCUUUGAAAGUCAACCUUGUAGGGUUAUUUGUAUUUUAGGUAUCUCAUCUGGAGUCCCCUUGGAAGUAAUUGCUUAGUAAGAUGCAUCAGGAUGUGUAGCUGAUGCAUUGAAAAUAUAUAAACCAAUCUAAAAUCAGUCCGUCAAAAGUUGUACUAUGCAUCUCUGAACACUUUUGUUCUUACAUUUUAAAUACUUAUUUUUUUAUCACAGUCCAGAAUUUCUCAAAAAUAAGACUUCUGUUUUACUAGGUGUAUAAAGUUGGCUGCAAGGCUCCUGUAGCUAUGAUCUCAUCCUGUGGUAUGAUACCAGGAAAUCCAUACCCUAAAGGCAGACCCAGUUUGGUCAGUGGCACAUUUCCUGUAAGUAUGCAUUUUCUCUUCUUGAUACAUUUCUGUAAAAGCUUCCCAUUCAAAAAAUAUCUGCGCACAAACUAUAUCACAUUACAGCAGUGGGAUUAUGAAACCCUUGGUAAGGGUGUGGAUCUCCACUGUUUCAUGUAUUCAACCUCUAUGUCUCAUCAUACGUUAACAGAGUAAAACACAGAAUUAUUAACCAUUGCAAAAGUACAAAAAGAAACUCUUUAGAGGUUAGUCUGGUGUAAUGAUUGACAUUUUACCUUGGAUGCUGCCUCUCACAGGGUUAUUUUUAUUCUAAAAGUUGUUCAACAACAGUUUGUUGAUUACACAUAUAAGCGCAACACUGUAAGAAAUAAGAUUCACAAACCUUUUUUUUCCAGAUUGGAAUCAAAGUUUACAGCAAAAAAAGGAUAAACGUUUUUUUAGCCUGAGUUUAUUAUUUGUCUAAACUUUUUUAAAAACUUUGAUUCAUUCAUGACCACAGGGAAUUCCUCCUGUAAAGAAAGACGCCGAGAAGAAAGACGACGCCUCUAACAGUAUGGAGGGGAAAGGAAUUGCGUCACGCAUUAUUGGACCAUUCAAACCAGUAAGCACGGGUGAUGUAACAUCGGCGGAUUGACAUAAAGAAGUCCCAUGACUGAGUGAUGAGGCCUCACAUGACUGAUCACAUGACUUUCCUUUGAUAAAACAGGCUGAGCUUUGUUUCAUAAGCAGUUGAUAAAUCGUUGUGGGAAUGCUGAAAGGAUUCAUCUCACAGUAGUGUGUAUUAGCAGGAUAAUGACAUAUAAAAGAAUCCAUUAGAGCUGCACCCUUUUUCUUGAUAAUUCAGACGUCAUUGUGUCCAUUAUAACCUCUAAUACUUCAUCAUUUCUCCUGUAUGAAUUAUAACUUUCUUAGAUUUUAUGAACAUUAGAGAAUUACCUUUCUGCAGCAGCAAAUAACUCAUUUAUUGGCUUGAAAAUAAAAAUAGAAAUGAGUCUCUUCCCAUAAUAUUCUCUUUUUACAAAGUGUUUUUAUUGACUUUUAUAAACUUUGACUUGUAGAGGUCAAAAUGUAGUGAUUAGAAAUUAAUCACAAAAUUUGCUUCUCAGAUAAAUGUUGCAUUUUUUUUCUUUUAUAGUUUCCUUCAACCUACAACCCCCAUCGGCCGGUGCCUUACCCUAUACCGCCUUGUCGACCUCAUGCUACCAUCGCUCCCAGUAAGAAACAACACACUUACACUCUAACCCUUACAGUAAACCCACACUGUGUACAGUUUGUCAGUGAUUUAAUCACGUAUGCUUUGAGUGGGUUUUAGGCACUGCAUUUAGGUGUAUUUUUCCUGCUUUCAGGGGUCGGGUUGGGUACAGUUUAUCCUGAAGUGCUUGUGUUUGUGUGGGAGUCAGUAUUCUGUGUAUUCAUGAAUAAGUGGUGGACAUUUAAUAUUUGCAACUGCCACUCAGGUGCAUACAACAACGCAGGCCUUGUUUCUGUGGGAGGGGUUAUAACAGCCAACGUGCCCCCUCCCCCCUACAACUCCACCCACAAAGUGGCAGGUAUGACCGAAGUGUGUGCGGGUUUGUGUGAGGCAGCGAGUAGGCACUCUUUGAAGCUUGCUGGCUAACUACCUGGCAUGCCGCUUACCUGCGCUUCUCAGGUGAAGAAUGUGCUUUUUUUCGACUCUGCCAGAGACACUGAGUGACCAGAAAAAUCUGUUCCCAUGCAGUCCUAUUACAAUUUUGUCUUAUUUGAUGCAAUACAAAUUUUCCUUCACCAGUAUAUAUAAAAGUAAAGAAGGAACAAAACAGAUGAACAAAUGAAUAUAAAAAACGUCACCACCAGAUAAAUUCAAGAGGAACUCGUAUGUUUUUUUUCCAAGGCUGUAUUUUAUCGCUGUACGAUGUGCAGCUCCUUCUGCUUUCUGGUCAGUCAGUGUAAAUGUCUGUUCUAGUGAAUUAUGUGAAGGAGUCCUUGGCUGCUUGGACUGGGAAUAGCUUCAGACUAAUAUCAUCAAUCUUUUUUUUUCCUUUCUGGAAUCAUGCUCCAUGCUGGCAUUUAACCUGCAUUGCUUGGGAUAACUUAUUGUUUUGGCACUCCUGUUGCGUCCUCUUUUUUAUUUUUUUAUACUUCCAGUAAAACACACAUUUUAGAACUUUUGGGAAGACAUAAAUAAAACUGUAGUUGUAACAAAACCAAAAUGUGGCAUUUUGUCCUACAAAAACAAACAAAAAAAGUCACAUUUUAAUCCAGCUGUAGUUCCUGGUAAUGAAGGUGACAGUGUUUAGAUUUAACUCUGACUAAAUGCCCACAUCCAUCCCUAGUGAGUACAGGGAAUCCAUUCUAAGCAUACCUGACAACAUUUGGGUUUAAAAAUCAGGGAUAUUUUUGCGGCACGUGUUGGGCAGUUUUGGGGUUACCUUGUAUGGUAGAUCACACAGAAUGAGGAAUGCUCUCAAGCUAUCUCUGCUUGCUGUGUCUCCUCUUUCCUUUCAUAUUUUAAGUGGUUCCUAAUGUAUUUUGUGCUGUUUUAUUUCUGAGAGUUGUUGAAUUUUGGUUAAUUAUAUUCUAAAUUUACUUUUUUUUAGACGAUAACAUGUUUUAUCAGAGUCACGAGGAUAACAAUCUUCACCCGUUUCGAUCUUUUUUCUGCCUCCAGGUUACGCCAAACCUGGUAAUCCCCAGAUCACCACACCUGGAGUCAACAGUGGCCCCCUCCUCAUUCCUCCUCAUGGAUCCACACCUUCUACCCCUGCCCAGCCACAGGCCUCCCCUGCUCAACCGACCCCCACUACCCCCAUCACUCCAGUUUUCCCAGGCAUGGUGCCUUCUCACAACCCUAAUGCUCCCUCUCCCUCCCCUGCUCCAUCUCCAUCUGUGAUAAAAGCGGGACCUCAGACCCCCGGCGGGCAUGCUCCACUCACGCCCUCCUCUGUCAUCAAAGCCCAUACCCCUUCAGGUACCCCUUGUGGAACUCCUGUCCCAGGCAGCCAAGGUUUCCCGUCAUCUCCCUUCCAUGGGGUUUCCAGACCGACCACCCCUGCUACCUCCCGCGGUGGCCCGGACCAUUUAUCUCAGACUAACUCCAUGGGCUCCAGUCAACAGAGGGUUUUUCUGCAAUCCACAGACCACCAAUCAGGAUCCACACACCCUGGCAUACACCCACAAGCAGGUAACCCCUCUGGCUCGGUGAUCAGAAGCUAUACCCCCUCUGGACCGCAGUCUCUUACUCCUGGAUCAUCUAACCCAGCCAUCCCAAACUGUUCCACUCCAGGCCCCAGUCCCAAACCCUCCCCUGUUCACGCUGCACAAGUCCAAGCUGCCAUGGUCGCAGCCAUGAAUAGACACAGUGGGGGUAGUAACAGUGGCAGUAACAGUCCCGUACCCUCUGCUUUUAAGGGUGCGUCUCGCUCUGGAACACCAUCUGUUAGUUCUCUGGUGGUCCCGGGUUCUGCACAGGCUGCUCUUGCACGUUCAUUUGGUCUGUCACAUCCCUCAGGUUCACCUCAGGUCUCGCUCUCGAAUCCCGUUGCCAUUCCUGGUCUCCAGGCUUUGUCCUCCAGCCCAGCACCUUCACAUUACCCCGGCCUCUCCCCCUUCUCCUCACUUACCCCUUCUCUCCCACCCUCUACCAUCUCUGCAUCCAUGUCCACGAUGCCUCCCACCAGCAACAUGUCUAACCAUCCGCCAACCUCCAUCUACUCAGGCCUGGCUCCCAACGCCGCCCCAAGUGCAGCCUCCCCUUUCGGUCUAGGCCUCACCUCAGCCCCUUCAAUAUUCCAAGGCCUCCAGCCUGGCCCGAGCCCCGCUGCCUUCCCUGGGUUGGGGGUCUCAAGUGGACAUAGUGCCGGUAGCCCAGUAUUGUCUUCUUUCAUGGGGCUACCAGGGGCCACUCCGUCUUCAGUAGCAUCUGUGGCACCACUGCAGGCUGCUGCAGCCGCUGCUGCCGCUGCAGCUGGAGUCCCAUCUUCAUCGCCAGUUUUGCCUGGAUUUGCAUCUGCUUUCAGCUCGAACUUCCAGCCUGGGUAUGUGAAAUUUUCACGCACAGUGAACUGAAGUGAUUUGUGUUUCCUUAUUAAAAUGAACCCUCAAGAUUCCUUCAUGAUAAAGGCUGGAGCAGAAACUAGCUUUCUUACAACCCUGUACGUCCAUGUCAUAGUCUGUGAUUUUUCCAUUGGUAGAAAUCUCUGUAGUUUGAGGACAUGAGAUUGCCACUCACGUCAUCCAUGGUCACAUUUUUUCCAUUUCGUUUUUUAUGUUCAAAGUGGAAACACUGCACCUACAAAGUGCUAAGUCCACUACUCCAAAGGAGUGUUAGGCGUAGACUUUGGUUCGUGUUGUCGGGAAGAGUUACUUGCCCCCACCCAUCAUUAUCAGCCAUUUACUUAACAUGUGAUCUUGUUAACAUACAAGCACCAGCCGGGCUGAUGUUUCGUGCAUGUGAGUGACCCGCUCGCAGGAGCUGUUUCCUUUGGAUUCAAACACCUGGAAACAAUGUAGUAGUGGAGUAACAAGAGACAAAAGUGACAUAUCUAAAUACAUAACACUUGUAUUUGUGUUAUAAUACCACUUUUAUAAGAUACUAUCAUGAGUCAUUUGGAAUGAAAUACAAAUAUUGUUAGAUUGUGCUUUAAAUCAGGUAAUAUAAACAAACCAAAAAAAGGUUUUCAGUGUAAAUAUCUCAGAAUCUUUUUCUUUUAGAGUCAAAUGAGAACCAUGAACUUUUUGAGUCUUCACUAGUUGCCUGCACAUUAAUAAGAUAAACUGUCCUAUUACCCCUAAGCUUAUUGAUAUUUUAACACCUUGGAUUUUCAAACCAUUAAACCAAUGACAUGGUAAGGCGUUAAUUAGUAUGAAAUUGAAAGUUUAUUUUGGUCUGCAUGAAACAUUACAAAGCCAUAUAUACAAAUCACAAACAAAAACACAUGAAGAGAUUUGGGUUAAAAAAAAUCAGUUGAUCAUAAACUGAUUGAAAAAUGUGUGGGUUGAAGUUGAAGCUUAUUGGGGUCACUCUCAGAUGAUAUGUGCAGCAUAGGCAACCCUGUUCAACUACAUUAAGUAGGUCUUGAUACAACUAAUCAUGUCUACACCAAACACAAUCAAGGUCCCCAAAAACAUUACAAGAAUGAAGAGAAGUCGCCCUUAGUGUUUAAGUCUUUCAAUGACCAUGUUUUGUUUGUAGUUAUUAUUAAGCACUUUUUAAAUGCACUGAUCUGCUGUGUUUAGAAAUAGAAAUAAAAAGACAUUUGUAAGGACAAGCACACUGUGAUCAUAUUUUCAUGCAUCUAGGUUAUUGAAAUCUUAAGGUGAAAACGUUUAGGGUGACAAACACACAUACACAUUCCUUGUAAACAAUGUGCAGUCCAAAAGUUGUCAUCGUGUGUUUCAGGUUGAGCAGUGGACUCCAGCCUCCAGGAAGCAGUGGGUUCCCUGGCUUACUCUCCUUCCCAGGGGUACCAGGCUUCUCUCCCUCUGCCUCCCCUGCUGCGCUCGGUGGUCUCCACAACCCGACCAUGCAGUCUGCCCUGCUGCAGGUACUCUCUCUCUCUCACUGUCCCUCUUUCUCACACACACACACACUAUUGUUUUGCAUAGUAACAGUAUUUAAAUGUCAGUUUGAUAAAGCCUCGCCGCUGCUUUUCUUUGCCUCCUCCUAGGCUCAUCCCACGACAGCUUUGGAGAGUUUUCCACCUCAGCCCAACACUUUCACCAACUACCCUCCAGGACCAGGAAACCCCUUCCCCCUCCAACCAGGCCUGCACCCUCAGUUGGGUUGGCAGUAAAACACCCGGUCCUUUUUAAAUCACUGAAAACACACGUAUUUUUCCACCCGGACAGUUCAUUGCUUUGAGAAACACUAUCAUGAAAACAGAUGAAAUGAGUGUGUGAGGAAGAUGGUGUAUGUCCCUUUAUUUUUCACGGUGAUCAGUUGUAAAUACUAGUUGUUACAGUUGUUAGGUUUUACAAAUAGACUGUGAAUGGUUUAAUGUUAGCUAGACUUGCCUGUUUUUAAACAAGCUAUGAACAUUCAUUAGUGAACUAUGAAUUAUAGAAAAUUGAAAAUUAUACAUGAUAUCAUGUAACAACCAGAGUAGUCCCAUGAGGUAGUAUGAAAUGAAACUUUAGACCACUCACGGUAUGUCAAACUGAUGAUAUUUUGAAAUUGGUGAGCUGUACACAAAAACUCGUGUAUGUUAUUUUGUGUUACUUUCAUCACGCUAACACGUGGUUGACAGCAGUUUACAUUUUGUAUGUUUACAAAGUCCCUCUCGACAGUUUCAGUACUUUUACCGCAGUAUUGAUCCAUGAACUUUUUAAAGAUGUUGCGUUUAUCAGCUUGAAGUAUUUGUUGAUUGAAAUCAUGUUGAAGUCAGAAUCAGAAUAUCUGCUACCAACACAGUGAGAAGAGUUUUUAUUUACUGUACAACUCAGUAUAAUGAGACAGCUGCUUUACUGUCUUCAGAGGUUUUUGUUACGUCGUAUGUUUUCAUCUAUUUUGACCUUGUUUGUAUUUGCACCUGUUUUUAUUGUUUGGUCAGUAAACUGUCGGUUGCUGUAGC